AUGCAGCCUGACACUCAACUGGCAACUCAAGUGCCCUUUCCACCCCACGUGCAGCCCGUGGCCUUCCCGUUCGCCACUGACUCUCGCUCCACCAUCGCUUCCUUAACCACCUCCUCUUCUCCCGACUCCAUCGUUGCGGACCUCCCUAUCGCCGUCAUUCCCGACCCCCGCAACAUGUUUGAACCCGUCCCAAUCCACAACCCAGUCAUGAAUGUCUUGCACGACCUCCCCGAGAAACAUCCAUUCCUCGCCAACAACAUCUUGAUUCCAGACGUCACCCCGGACGAUUCUUCUCAAGCAUCCAAACCCAACUUAGAACUCAUUACCAUUCUCCGAGAAGGAGCUAUCACACCCUGUCCCCUCGCAGCACCCUCGCCUUGGCCAAAACCAGCUCCACCUGGCUCCCCCACAUCACUAGACGAUCCCUCUUCGCGACAACUGGCAAACCGAUCUCACCCCAUCAUUUUCCGCGCCCAAAUCUACCCAGAUCCAGGAUGCCCAACAGCUCUCAGCUGA
Messenger RNA from Seminavis robusta, 516 nucleotides. NCBI's taxonomy places the organism in Eukaryota, Bacillariophyta, Bacillariophyceae, Naviculales, Naviculaceae. The record is from the annotation of a GenBank genome assembly.